This is a messenger RNA of Mobula hypostoma (lesser devil ray), 4429 nucleotides long. It is a transcript of the gene prpf38a, whose product is annotated as pre-mRNA processing factor 38A. The transcript is spliced from 10 exons. The coding region runs from base 56 to 991 and encodes 311 amino acids. The record is from RefSeq and is a predicted model, not a curated record. Gene Ontology annotation, cellular component: precatalytic spliceosome. Lineage: Eukaryota; Metazoa; Chordata; Chondrichthyes; Myliobatiformes; Myliobatidae.
GCGCUGUGAACGCUGUCUGGGAGGUCACCACCUCGUGGGGGCUUCUGGGAUUGCAAUGGCGAACCGGACGGUGAAAGAUGCGCACAGCAUCCAUGGAACCAAUCCGCAAUAUCUGAUUGAAAAAAUAAUUCGCACUCGCAUCUACGAGUCCAAGUAUUGGAAGGAAGAAUGUUUCGGGCUUACAGCGGAAUUGGUUGUGGACAAAGCGAUGGAGCUGAAAUAUAUUGGCGGGGUUUAUGGUGGGAAUAUUAAGCCUUCCCCGUUCCUUUGCCUGACUCUCAAGAUGCUCCAGAUUCAGCCUGAAAAAGAUAUAAUUGUUGAAUUUAUAAAGAAUGAAGAUUUCAAAUAUGUCAGAUUGCUGGGUGCACUGUAUAUGCGGCUAACAGGCUCUGCUAUUGAUUGUUAUAAAUACCUGGAACCACUUUAUAAUGACUAUCGGAAGGUGAAGAGACAAAAAAGGGAUGGAGAGUUUGAACUAAUUCACGUUGAUGAAUUUAUGGACGAGUUACUCCACGAAGAGCGAGUUUGUGAUAUCAUUUUGCCCAGGCUUCAGAAACGUUAUGUGUUGGAAGAAGCAGAGAUGCUGGAUACACGAGUCAGUGCACUGGAGGAAGAUAUGGAUGAUGUAGACACAAGUGAAGAUGAGGAUGAGGAUGACAAGGGUGACAGAAUGCCAACACCAGAGCCUCCACGAAGAGGUUACCGAGAUCUUGACAGGCCUCGCAGGUCUCCCUCUCCACGGUACAGGAGAAGCCGAAGCAAAACACCAAGACGGCGCAGUAGGUCUCCCAAAAGAAGAAGCCCAUCACCACGUCGUGAAAGGCAUCGCAGCAAAAGUCCCAGACGUCAUCGCAGUCGAUCCAGAGAUCGGCGUCACAGAUCAAGAUCCAAGUCUCCAGGUCAUCACAGAAGCCACAGACACAGAAGUCAUUCCAAAACACCUGAAAGAUCAAAGAAGAGUCACAAGAAGAGUCGCCGAGGAAAUGAAUGAAGGUUCCACAAAAUCACAAAUCUGCACUUCAAGUGCAUCUCAAGACUUGUUUGUAGAUAAAACUGCUAUGUUAACAAUUUUUUGUCUUUGGUGUUAAUAUGUUAUUUGCAAAAAUUCCAUUUGACCUAAUAGUGCUAUGGUGAAACUUUUCUAACAUUUUUGGAAGAGGCAGAAUAUUCACAAUUUGGAUUUUUGUGAAUAGUAAAAAUGUUGAGUACUUUUUAAAGUGUCUUUAAUGAUUUUUAUUACUGUUAACUUUGAUAAAAUCUUUUGGUUGUGAAAUGAGCAAAUUCAUUUUUUUUAAGCUGAUGCUUGGAAACUGAGACAAUGAUUAUGCAAAAAUUCACUUAAGACAUGACUGAAUCUUUGAUUGUUCACAGUCAAAGUUCACAGUUUUAAGAAGUAAAAACCAAUACUAUGGAAAACAUUAGUGUCAUAAUUAUAUUGUACAACUAAAGCACAUAAGCAUUUAUGUGUACAAAUUGGCUAGCCACAGGAUGUUUUGUCCUUAUUGGCAAAAUACAAAUUAACAAUUUUAAAAGGAGUCUUUUUGUGUUUAUUAAAACUUUUUACAAAUACACAAAUUAAACUGGAGUAUCAAUAUUAAUUAUGUAUUUAAAUCUCCUGAUGUGAUUUGAAUCUGACUGUUUUCAGACAAAUAGUGAAAAAGUCAGAUAGAAAGAGCUUAGCUGAUCUAGGAAGUUGUAUCAUGUAUUCAGAUUCCAACCCACCAGGAGCUAUGAGACAGGGUAAACAAGUCUAUUUAAAAACCUAGACCAUUCUUGGGGGAAAAAUAACUUCUGAGAAAUUCCUCUCCUAGAGAUAGAGAUUCCCAUCAUGACUUGUACCAACUUUUUAUGGUCAUAUGGUCACAAUGCCUCAAAUGUUUUCAUAUUUUCAAUUCAGUUGUUGACUAAUUUAUACCUGAAAUGCAGAUUCAUUUCUAGUAUUUGCUCUACAUGAUUAUUCAUACAUUAGUGCCUGUCCCUUUAUAAACUGAUUCUCAGUAAAUGCUACAUAUAAAAAUAUUGUAAAACAUAUCAGACUUCAUGAAAAAUUUACCCGCUAUUUAAAUUGUAGGUAAAUUUAACAAAUUGCUAUUUUCCCAUCAAAAAUUGGUAAAAUGAUUUGAGAGAAAACUUCUCGGAAGAAUAGGUUAUGGUAACCAUACAGUAUAACAUCAAUAACUAUUUAGUUUGGCGUUUAGUAGAUCUGACCAUAGAUUUAAACACAAUCCAAGUAUUGGGUGACCUCAACCAAGCCUAUAUUUGUCAGCCUUCAUUCAGUUAUAGCACAUUUGUCUACAUUCAAACAUUUGGAUACUUGAACAUAAUAUAAGCCUGUAGUAAAGAAUGGUUGGAUGUUUAAAAAAAAAUGCAUCUACUUAAAAAGAGAUUUUGUUUUGGUUCUCUGGACAAUGUUGCAUUCAACCAACGUCACUAAAGGAGUAAUUUUUUUCAUUGUGGAUAUCAACUGGUGAUUUUGUUUUGAAAGAUGUACACAAUUGGCAUUUAAUAAUCUCAGUUUAUUAAAAGUUAAGGUUAGAAAAAAAGAGAUGCAUCAUUAGACUCAUGUUACGGUAACAUUAGAAGUCCAUUGAUGAACUAGGCACCAGAGGAUUUAUAAAAACUGGGUGCUGUCAGCAAGAAGAAAAAUAGUAAAUUUAACAAUUGUUCUGAGAUGUGUAUAUUUUAAUAAUUAUAAAUUCAAUAUGAGUUGGUGGCAAAUGUAUACCAACUGUCACUUUGGGUUAUACCUUGAAAAUUUCUUGCUGUGACUGCAGUUUUUGUUACUCGGUCAUUUCAAAUUCUGAGGUAUCUAGCUUUAAUAGAUUUCCCCCAUAUCUUGUUCUUAUUUGAUGAGCUUCAGGCUACAAUGCAUUAUGACUUUGCAAGACUACUGCUGUGUUGGUCAAAAAUGGAGUCCCUGCUGAUUUUGUUUCUCUCUCAAUUUAAACAUUGGAAAAACCAAAGCUCUGAUUUUUAACUCUUGAUACAAACUCUGCAUCCUUGCCAAAGAUUUCAACCACCUUGGCCCAUGUAUUGAGCUGAGAUUGACAGUUCACAACUUUGAUUUUUAUUUUCAAGUUCCCUGACAAAUUGAUUCCAAAACCUUCACCCUUGGAUUUCUUAGUUUCAUAACAUGCCAAUGUUCCCUUGGCUUUUAAAAAAAGAACGAUUUCAUAAAAGCUUUGCUGGCUUACUUAAACAUCACCAAAAAUCCUUGCUAUGUCAAUCCCAAUCCUCACUGACCAUUAGAACAGUUCUUGCUUAACUCCCUUCAAGUUCUCCAUCCUCUCUAUUCAUAAUUUCAUUCAGCCCCAUAACCAUCUAAGAACUCUGACUUCUGGGUCAAACCAUUUUUUGUUUCAUCUGUGUGUUUAUCGUCAGACCCAAUGUUCUAUCAUUUCCUCUCAAAAACUGAACUUCUCCAAUCUACUUCUGCUUUAACAGACGCUACCACAAUGGCUAAGCAUUCAGUAAUCCUAAAUGUAUAUCUCUUGGCUUAGUUACUUUAUAUGGCUCAGAGUGACUCAAAGUACGCAGCUUGUGAUACAUAGUACAUUGUUCUGCCUUUUUGAAUGAUGUUAAGUAAAAUUAUUGCACAAAUAUUGUAAGUAUUGAUCUCACAUUUCAUAGGAUGUUGUACUGCCCACAAUUUGAGGGAUUGUGAAUUCACUAAUUACACAUUUAAUGAAUUUUGUUUUUUUUUAAGUUUUGGAUUUAUAGCUGUCUUCAAAUAGUGUUCUAUUGCAACUACCUGGCAAAAAUAGAGAUUGGCAAAUUAUUUAGUAUUGUAUGGGAGGUCACAUGAUAAUGGUGGUAUUUGGGGUAUGACAGUGCAGAAAUGGGAAAUGGUACAGUGUGUCUGUUUUAUGGAGUGGCGGUAUCGGGGAAGGGUUAAUUGCAAUUCAAAUUUUAAGUAAACAUUUAGUAAUGCAAAUAAAUUGAGCAAAGUUGCAUACUUUUAAUAGGAAUUUUUUAUCAGCAAGUUCUUCAAGCAAUAAUCUCUUCUGAAAAAAAUAUUCCCACAUGGGGGAGAAAGCUGCCACAUUGUUUCGAAUUAUAUUUAACUGCAAACCUUUCGGGUCCACAAGUAACUUGUGAAGUAGUAAUACAAAUAAAAUAAACCUAACGUCCGAACUAUUUUGUGGUACUGAUUGAGAAUAUAGUAGUAAGGAUUUUACCAGAGAUAGGAUGGUUCACAUGGGAAUGAAAAGUAAUUGUACAGGGAACAAUAAAGACUUGUGACAAGGGAGUGAGAUUAUGGCAAGCAAGUCUCGAGAUUAUAAGGUUUUAUAUUUUCCCUCAAGCUACUUCUCAUCCACACAAUCUCACUACUUUGGUCAACAUGAAGACCAUUGUGUGAUUAUUCUAAUGUUCUGUGUGCAUUUUAAAUACGCAGCUGAAUAGCACACACAAAAUGUUGGAGGAACUC